Messenger RNA from Indicator indicator, 1220 nucleotides. It is a transcript of the gene WDFY2, whose product is annotated as WD repeat and FYVE domain containing 2. Lineage: Eukaryota; Metazoa; Chordata; Aves; Piciformes; Indicatoridae. The transcript has 12 exons. The record is from RefSeq and is a predicted model, not a curated record. The coding region runs from base 1 to 1203 and encodes 400 amino acids. Gene Ontology annotation, molecular function: protein binding; metal ion binding.
AUGGCGGCGGAUACUCAGCCCAAAGCGCUGACUCGCAAGCCCCUCCUGCUCAACAAAGUGGAGGGCUCGCAGGACGUGGUGAACAUGGCAGCGAUAGUGCCCAAGGAGGACGGGGUCAUCAGCGUCUCCGAGGACAGAACAGUUCGUGUCUGGCUGAAGAGAGACAGUGGGCAGUAUUGGCCCAGCAUAUACCAUGCAAUGCCAUCUCCAUGUUCAUGCAUGUCUUUUAACCCGGAAACCAGAAGGCUGUCCAUAGGUCUAGACAAUGGUACAAUCUCAGAAUUCAUUUUAUCAGAAGAUUACAACAAGAUGACACUAGUGAAAAGUUACCAGGCUCACCAAAGCAGGGUCAUUAUGAUUCUGUUUGUCCUGGAGAUGGAGUGGGUGCUAAGCACUGGACAAGACAAACAGUUCACAUGGCACUGUUCUGAGAGUGGCCAGCGGCUGGGAGGGUACCGCACCAGCGCAGGUGCCUGUGGCCUUCAAUUUGAUGUGGAAACUCGACACGUGUUUGUUGGUGAUCAUUCUGGACAAGUGACCAUACUCAAACUAGAGCAAGAGUCCUGCAGCCUUGUUACUACAUUUAAGGGACACACAGGUGGUGUCACUGCUCUCUGUUGGGACCCAAUACAGCGAGUUUUGUUCUCAGGCAGUUCUGAUCAUUCCAUUAUAAUGUGGGAUAUUGGAGGAAGAAAAGGAACAGCCAUCGAGUUGCAAGGACAUAAUGACAAAGUUCAGUCUCUCUCCUAUGCUCACCACACUCGACAGCUCAUCUCCUGUGGUGCAGAUGGAGGAAUUGUCGUCUGGAACAUGGAUGUUGAGAGGCAGGAGACCCCAGAGUGGCUGGAUAGUGAUUCCUGUCAAAAGUGUGACCAACCUUUCUUCUGGAACUUCAAGCAAAUGUGGGACAGUAAGAAAAUAGGCCUCAGGCAGCAUCACUGCAGGAAGUGUGGGAAAGCCGUGUGCGGCAAAUGCAGCUCCAAGCGCUCCUCCAUCCCCCUGAUGGGGUUCGAGUUUGAAGUGAGGGUCUGUGAUAGCUGUCAUGAGUCUAUAACAGAUGAAGAGCGAGCACCAACAGCUACUUUCCAUGACAGUAAGCACAACAUCGUUCACGUACACUUUGAUGCCACCAGGGGAUGGCUGUUGACCUCAGGGACAGACAAGAUUAUUAAGUUGUGGGACAUGACACCAGUAGUGUCUUGAUGGUACAUCAGUGGAAC